Theileria orientalis strain Shintoku is the source of this 681-nucleotide messenger RNA. Its product is annotated as fibrillarin. Lineage: Eukaryota; Apicomplexa; Aconoidasida; Piroplasmida; Theileriidae. The transcript has 6 exons. Bases 1 to 681 code for a protein of 226 amino acids. Gene Ontology annotation, cellular component: box C/D methylation guide snoRNP complex; nucleolus; small-subunit processome. Gene Ontology annotation, molecular function: histone H2AQ104 methyltransferase activity; RNA binding; rRNA methyltransferase activity. The record is from RefSeq and is a predicted model, not a curated record. Gene Ontology annotation, biological process: rRNA methylation; box C/D sno(s)RNA 3'-end processing.
AUGCUUGGAAACCGAUUCAAGGGCGCCCGCGGUGGAUCCGGCAAGCCUUCCAAAAAAGGCUUUGGAGCCCCUGCAUCGAACAAAGUCGUGGUUGUUCCUCACCGGUUUCCCGGCGUCUAUGUUGCUAAAGGCAAAUCUGACGCUCUGGUCACCCGGAACAUGGUUGUUGGGGAGUCAAUUUACGGCGAGAAGCGCAUUGAAGUAACGAACGAGGACGGCGAAAAGGUCGAGUACAGGAUGUGGAAUCCCUUUCGUUCUAAGCUCGGGGCGACCAUAAUUGGUGGUGUUGCCAAUAUGCCCAUUGGCAUUGGCUCCAAGGUUCUCUACUUGGGUGCUGCCAACGGUACCACCGUUUCUCACGUCUCUGACAUGGUUGGACCCACCGGAAUAGUCUAUGCUGUUGAAUUUUCUCACAGAUCGGCUCGUGACUUGACAAACAUGGCUAAGCGUAGGCCUAACAUUGUGCCUAUAGUUGAGGACGCAAGGCAGCCUUUGAAGUACCGGAUGCUCGUCGGCAUGGUCGACAUCAUUUUUGCCGACGUCGCGCAGCCUGACCAGGCCAGAAUCGUUGCCAUGAACGCAAACCAUUUUCUCAAGCCCUCUGGGUGGUACAUCAUCGCCAUCAAGGCGAACUGCGUUGACUCUACGGCUAGCCCCGAGGCUGUCUACCGUGUACCAUGA